Molecule: messenger RNA, 721 nt
Organism: Perkinsus marinus ATCC 50983
Lineage: Eukaryota; Perkinsozoa; Perkinsida; Perkinsidae
Product: 26S proteasome non-ATPase regulatory subunit, putative
Exons: 6
Coding region: 5-682 (225 amino acids)
Biological process (GO): proteasome regulatory particle assembly
Cellular component (GO): nucleus; cytoplasm
Molecular function (GO): protein binding
Source: RefSeq, a predicted model, not a curated record
UUUAAUGAUGACGGUAUCUAGUGAUGAUGAAGCUAUGGCUGAGAUAAGACACCUAAUGGUAAGGAAGGAUGCCAUAGAGAAGGAGAUAGAUCAGAUUUGGGCAGUAUUCAAUUCAUCAUCUGCCUACCAACAGGUUGGUCGUAAUGGUAGCCUCCUUGACAGUGAAGGCUUCCCGAGGGGUGAUAUAGACCAUUACCUCAUAACCUCUAGUCGUCAGAGAUUAACACGACUCGAGAAUGACCUAAAGGAGGUGAUGAAUUCAUUGGAGAAGGGACUAGAAAGCCUUCACCAGAUAGCUCGAGAUACUGGAACUAUCACCAAGGGGGAGCGGUCAAACAAUACUUCGAAUGGUGUAUCCUCUUCCCGAAGGCAUAUCAAUGUACCAAAUGAUGGAGUGAUAAUGACAUCAGAUCAUCCUUUUGCAUGUGUUAGCGAGGUGGCUCCAGGAUCACCAGCAGCUGAGGCAGGCCUUCUAGAUGGUGAUCGAAUAGUCGACUUCGGUGGUGCUAAGAGGCUUGGUGACCUCCCUUCUAGAGUUCAAACAGCAGCUUCUUCGGACUCAUCAUUAUUCGUGGAGAUACAGCGUCCUACAUUGGAUGGUUUUAGAAUUGUUAAAGUGGAGUUAAGACCACGUGAAUGGUCAGGUCGUGGUUUACUUGGCUGUUUGGUUACUCCAUUAUAGACCAUAUUAUUAUUCUUAAUAUCCUCAGAGUUACUUCCC